Molecule: messenger RNA, 1545 nt
Organism: Colletotrichum truncatum
Lineage: Eukaryota; Fungi; Ascomycota; Sordariomycetes; Glomerellales; Glomerellaceae
Product: purine-cytosine permease (NCS1 nucleoside transporter)
Biological process (GO): transmembrane transport
Cellular component (GO): fungal-type vacuole membrane; plasma membrane
Molecular function (GO): transmembrane transporter activity
Source: RefSeq, a predicted model, not a curated record
AUGGCUAUAUUUGAGAACAAAAGCGACGUCGAGUCGAAUGGGGAGAAGAAGGAUACGGCUCGCGGCUAUGUGGGAACUGACAUUAAUUCCCAGGAGGAUUUCGCAACCGGCACCACCACCUAUGCGAAGCUCCAGAGGUUGGCAGGCAAGUUUGGUGUAGAACAGAGAGGUAUCGAGAGAGUCCCGGAGGACGAACGGACGAAUGACUCUCUCAGCAUGGUUGGGACGCUCUGGUGUUCUGCGAACAUGGUCGUGUCUUCAUUCGCAAUUGGCGCCCUUGCUACCCCUGUAUUUGAUCUUGGCUACGUCGAUACAGCUCUGACCAUCAUCUUCUUCAACUUUCUUGGGGUCAUGCCAGUCUGCUUCUUUUCCACCUUUGGCCCCAAGUUUGGUCUUCGACAGAUGGUUCUCUCUCGGUUUUGGUAUGGAUUUUAUGGCGUCAAACUCAUCGCUAUUUUCAACGUCCUAGCAUGCCUUGGCUGGUCGGCCGUGAACGUCAUUGUCGGCGCCCAGCUGUUUCAUGCCGUCAAUGAAGAUAUGCCAGGAUGGGCCGGUAUCCUUGUCAUCGCUAUAUCGACUCUCAUCAUCUGCACCUUCGGCUACCGCAUCGUCCACGCCUACGAGCGCUAUUCUUGGAUUCCCUGCACUAUCAUCUUUCUCAUCGUCCUGGGAGUCUUUGCCCACUCGGGCAAAUUCAACAACAUGCUGCCUUUGAAGUCGGGCCCCGCCGAAGCCGGGUCUAUUCUCUCCUUUGCCGCGAGCGUCUACGGUUUCGCUACGGGUUGGACCUCUUACAGCGCCGAUUAUACCUGCUACUACCCAGCCUCUACCCCACGCACUCGAGUCUUUAUCGUAACCUUCAGCGGCCUAUUUUUCACACUCUGUUUCACUGAGCUCCUUGGUGCUGCCAUCAUGACCGCCAGCGUCCUGGAUCCGACAUUCAGCGACGCUUAUUCACGCUCAGGAAUUGGAGGCUUACUCUCGUCUGUUCUUGUCCCGCGUCUUGGCGGCUUUGGCCAAUUCUGUCUCGUUAUCUUGGCACUCUCCAUCAUCGCCAACAACUGUCCCAACAUCUACUCCGUCUCACUGACGUUGCAGGUACUCUCCAAGCGGACAGAGCGGGUACCACGCUGGGUCUGGGUCUUUGCGGGCACUGCUGUCUAUGUUGCCAUCAGCAUCCCUGGUUACGACCGGUUUGAGGCCUGGCUGGAGAACUUUAUGCUCAUCAUCGCCUACUGGCUGGCCAUCUACACGGGCAUCAGUGUUACCGAACAUUUCGUGUUCCGCCGUGGACUCUCCGGUUAUAACCUCGAAGACCACGAAACCCCAUCUCGUCUACCACCGGGUUUCGCUGCCGUGACGGCCUUCUUGAUAGGCGUCAUGGGUGCCGUGCUUGGUAUGUCGCAGACAUGGUUCACGGGCCCAAUUGGAAAGCUUGCUGGCGGCGCCCGUGGUGGUGAUAUCGGCUUUGAGCUUGGGUUCUCCUUUGCAUCUGCUUCUUAUACCGUUUUACGAACUGUUGAGAAACGGUUCUUUAAGAGAUGA